CCUCACUCUGGUUGGGUCGGUGCUCUUCUUGUGUUGGUUUGAGGGGAGGUGGCGUUAAGGAUCAAGCGGCCAUGAACGGGUUCGGCACCGGGGCAGCCGCGGUCCGGAAUGCCGGCAAUGAAACCCUGGAGAAGAUCGACAUGUCGUUGGAUGAUAUCAUUAAAUUGAAUAAGAAAGAAGAGCGGAAGCAGUAUUCCCCCAGAAUGAAGAGAGGAGUUCAACAGAAUGGCACACGGCAGUUCAGGAUGAGGACCAAGUGGGGAAUCCAGGAAUACACAGGCUUUGGCAAAAACCGCUUAGGGCGCAGAAAGCGAAUGGCUGGGAAGAGGCGGCCCUACAGCCUUAAAACUGGGUUGGCAGCGAGGAAAGCACUCAGCGCUCCCAAGGGCAUCAGCCCCCUCAACAGGUCGCCCCUCAGUGAAAAGAACGUGCAGCGGAACUACUCAGUUUUGAAACGGAAGACGACCAUCCAGAGGCCCUCUGAGUUACAGCGAAAGCAAGCAGCCAUUCUCAGGAGGCCCCCUUCGUUAAACAGGAGAACCAAUAUACAGUCCCCUUCUGCCAGAAUUGGAAAUAAGUUAUACCAGCAGAAAGACACACGCCAAGCAACAUUCCUCUUCAGGAGGGGCCUGAAGGUGCAGGCGCAAAUACAUCCCGAAGACGACCUCGACGGCCAAGGCGCAAAAAGAUCUCGUCCAUGGCGGACAUCCACUACGAACGGAGGGAUCUUGACCGUGUCCAUUGACAAUCCCGGUGCAAUUCCGUCCCCGAUCUCUUUGAAGCCAAGGCUAGCCAGUACUCCCAUACCUCCCUUCCUCAUGAAGAGGGAUCCGUCAGAAGAGAAGAAGAUUCCAAAAGGGGUUCCUCUGCAGUUUGACAUUAACAGCGUCGGAAAGCAGACAAAUAUGACCCUCAACGAGCGCUUUGGGAUCCUGAAAGAGCAAAGGACAGCCCUCUCUCAGAACAAAGGCAGCCGUUUCGUAACUGUGGGCUAGGGGCCGUGCAAAGGACGUCCCGUCUUUCUAAGGAACUGAACGAACUGCGGGCCGAAAAAUAUGGGACCUUUUUGGACUUUGUGUCCUGAUGAAGCUGAAUAUCUUCUUCUUUUUUCUUAAAUUGUUUUUACUUUAAAUAGUUAAAAGAAACUCAACCCUCACAUGAUACCGGUCCAUAAAAAAGAGAAAAUGUCUAUGCUUGGGAAAUGGGAGUCAGGUUGCCUGGUUGGGAAAAGAUUCCCUAUAUAGCCUCAGCAAGGAGGGGGAAAGGCUGAUUUACUUACUUUGGUUUCUUGUGUAGCCAAUGGAUGUUGGUGGUUAAUCAGGUGGUCAGUAUUUGAUCCACCCACCGCCAGAAAGCUGGAAACUGUCCCGUUUCAUUCUACCCCACUGCCAAAGUUUGCUCUGUUUUUCGGCUUCAGUCACCCUGGCGAAGAGCAUUUCCUGCUGCAAGCCACCUUUCUGCGGCUUUGCCUCAGUGGUCUUUGAAGCUCUGCAGUUCACCUGACGCCGCAGGCCAAAUUGUUUGGGAAUUUGGGGUAGUAAAGUAACAGUGCAACAUUUGUUGGAGAGGAAUAGGCUACUGUCACACUUGGAAAUGACAGGAAUCAAGCAUGAGGCCUCCCUGGGGCAGCCGUGAGAAUCUGGCCCGUAUGCUGAAGAAAUGAACACGCUGGUCUCCGUGGGGUAAAUCAUUAAACACAAAUUAGGCAUUUUCUUUUCCCCUUAACGAUAGCAGUUUGCUUCAAAUCUUCGUUAGCUGAAACUAUGCUUUGACCAUUUAAUAUUACCGGAUAAGUUAUUUUGGUUGUUUGCUCUGUUGUGUUGUAGAAAUGUGCACUUUUGUGACUCCUCUACUUAGUGGUAGUUUCAACAGGUGAGCAUCAAGGGACCUUCCUGUUGUAUCAAGGGAUCAGAAGUGGCGGAGUCGAUACACACACACACACACACCCAGAGGUCCUGUGUGUUGGAUUUUUGAAUUCAAAACUUGUGUUGUCAUCUUCAGGGAUGGGUACAGUCCUCUGUCCAGCAUCCAAGCUUAAUUGAGGUUAGCCAUGUUCAGAACUGUAGCAUGAGUAAUUUCCUGUGAUGACACCUCUUGCUUCCUGGACUAAAACUAUCCAUAGUGGUCCAGUGAGGUGCACCUACACCUACUUGGUUUACUUGGUCUCAAAAACCUGGUAUGUUGUAAUACAAGUCUUCAUUUUUCUUUGAAAUUCCCACGCCAUUAGUAUAUUGUGGAGUUUCAAACAAAGAUCUCUUUUGUUAGUAGCAGGUCUUUCCUUAUAGCAGUUUUAACAUAGUCAUGUAUCUAUGACAAUUAGCAUUCAACUUUUUCUGUUUUUAAUUCUUUGAAAUAUCUUCUAUACCUUUACAACGGAGGAAAAAAAGUUUGGAAUAUAAAAGUUUUUUGGUUUUUUUACCUUGUUAGUAGGAGUUCUGUUCAAGAGGCCUGUUAGAAUUGAAGUAGGCUGUACGCUGAUCAUCCUGUGUUGGUUUUCUACCAGGAUGCAAUUACAAAAAAAACAAAAAAAUUCCUUUUGCAUCCACAUAGAUGCAAAACAUUGAUGCAAUGCAUCUCAAGAGAGCUAGUUUGUAUUUAAGGAGAAUAUGCUUUAAACUGUACCUUUUGGUAUUUUUUUUUUUGAGAAGUUAAUACAUUUGGAUCUAUUCUAAAGCUGUUGGACUUUUUAAAAAUAAAAACGUUACAAGUUU
Elgaria multicarinata webbii is the source of this 2711-nucleotide messenger RNA. It is a transcript of the gene FYTTD1, whose product is annotated as forty-two-three domain containing 1. Lineage: Eukaryota; Metazoa; Chordata; Lepidosauria; Squamata; Anguidae. Gene Ontology annotation, biological process: mRNA export from nucleus. The transcript has 9 exons. Gene Ontology annotation, cellular component: nuclear speck. The record is from RefSeq and is a predicted model, not a curated record. Gene Ontology annotation, molecular function: mRNA binding. The coding region runs from base 72 to 995 and encodes 307 amino acids.